Messenger RNA from Rhincodon typus (whale shark), 696 nucleotides. RefSeq lists its product as uncharacterized. The record is from RefSeq and is a predicted model, not a curated record. The transcript is spliced from 3 exons. Gene Ontology annotation, cellular component: plasma membrane. NCBI's taxonomy places the organism in Eukaryota, Metazoa, Chordata, Chondrichthyes, Orectolobiformes, Rhincodontidae. Gene Ontology annotation, biological process: cell surface receptor signaling pathway. Bases 25 to 696 code for a protein of 223 amino acids.
ACUGCACUCUGCAAACAGAAGGAGAUGGUGUUAAAUGACAGAAUCAUGUUGUACGAAGUCUGUUGGCUCAUCUGCGUAGUUCUACUGUUCACAGGGAAUCUGGCCUCCUACGUGGAGCAGUCUCCAUCCACCGUUUCGGUUACAGAAGGGGACUUGGUAACAAUCAAAUGCAUGCUGAAGAAUACCGAUUACAGAUCUAUGUACUGGUACAGACAGAAACCAGAACAGGCCAUAGAAGCUUUAUUCUACUCUGCUAGAACAGGAGCUGUUACAAAUUACACAUCCGAGCCUUACCAGGCUGAAAGAGCCAGUGAAACGCAGUUUAGUUUGGAACUGAGAGACGCCUCUCCAUCUCACGCGGCUGUCUAUUAUUGCGCGUGUAGCAGCACAACGUUUGAGGACGUGUCUUGGUCGCUACAAAAACCUGCAUCCAAUCCCAGUGGAGUUCAUUUCGCAUUCUCCACCAACAGAUGGGGCCAGACGAUUGUAUUCACGAUCUCUACUGUUGUUCCUGAUGACGCUUCCGCAGACAUGGCCGUUUUUGCGGAAGCUACUGCCUCCUCAAACUCCCCGGUGCUCCAGGAACAUGCCCGGGCCGGAUCCUCUCAAAAGCCGAGCCGAGACUUCGCCAUGAAUCGCCGAGAUACCACGAUAAGAGCCACCAAGACCAAACUGGGACCUGCCACGAGCCGCUGA